Funneliformis geosporum is the source of this 777-nucleotide messenger RNA. NCBI's taxonomy places the organism in Eukaryota, Fungi, Glomeromycota, Glomeromycetes, Glomerales, Glomeraceae. The record is from the annotation of a GenBank genome assembly.
AUGGGUACCACCUACGCUUACGACUUUCCCGAAUUAUUUCGUCAAGCUAUUAGAAUACUAUGGAAUCAUGCAUCGUAUCUCAACAUAGUCUUGGCGAUGUUUUGGAAGCCAAAGAACCUUGUGCCUGACGGGAAUAAUAAUUUACAAGAAGUGGCAAAUUCUGGUGCAAGAAUUGGAUUAACGGAAGAAGAGACAUAUAAGCAAUUAUAUCAAAAUGGAAGGAAAUUCGUUAUCGCGGAAGAAAUUGUUGAGGAAGGAGAAACACGACACAAAAUCACCUAUAUUAUUGGAUCAAAAGAUGGGCUUGGUGUUGAAUGCACGCAAAUUAUGCUUAAGAAUGGAGUUUCACAUCGGACUGCACAAAAUGAUUUGGAGGGUAUUACAAAGGUUAUGCAAUGGUUUUCUUACGUUACAGUCGUUCAAAAUAAUCUUGUACCAAUAUUUAUAAACUUAGGUGCUUGGGACAAUGAUGUAGUUAUAUGCCUCCCAAAAGGCCUUACGGUCCAAGAUGGCUUUGUUGAAACUUUAAGUGGAUGGUCGAGGACUGUUGUAGUUGGACUUGCACGUUUUUGUGGAAUUCCAAUGGGUGUUAUAGCGGUUGGAACUCGUACUGUCGAAAGCAUAGUUCCAGCUGAUCCGACUGCUCAAGCGAUUAAUGAUUUUAACAAAGGAGGACAAUUACCCUUAGUGAUUUUUGUUAAUUUUCAGACUGUAUUUGUAUAUAUUGUUCCUAAUGGAGAACUUCGUGAUGAUGCUUUGGUUGUAAUAGAUCAAUGA